AGGGAGCCGAACGCGCAUUUAAAGCGAUAGCCAUCCUCGCUCUCUCCCCAGUGCUGGGCUGUUGGAGAGCUCGAGCUGCAAGCCACCGAGCGCGAGCUCGAGCGCGGCGCGCUGGCCGGGGAACCCAAGAGCGCACGGCGCCCCAAGCUGGCAGGCGUCGCGGGACCCCCCACCCUCGCCGGCUGCCCUUCCCCGGGCGCCCCUACCCUCCUCGCCCGCAGGAGACCCUGGGCUUCCCCGGAGGAGCUCACCCCAAGGGGCCAGGACUCCGGCGAGCCCGCCACCGUCCCCUCGAGUGCCGCCGCCACCACCGCAGCCGCGGGAGCAGUAUGGUCCAGUUGGGGAAGCUGCUCCGCGCCCUGACUUUGAUGAAGUUUCCCUGCUGCGUGCUGGAGGUGCUUCUGUGCGCGCUGGCGGCGGCGGCGCGCGGCCAGGAGAUGUACGCCCCGCACUCCAUUCGGAUCGAGGGGGACGUCACCCUCGGGGGGCUGUUCCCGGUGCACGCGAAGGGUCCCAGCGGAGUGCCCUGCGGCGACAUCAAGAGGGAGAACGGGAUCCACAGGCUGGAAGCGAUGCUCUACGCCCUGGACCAGAUCAACAGCGAUCCCAACCUGCUGCCCAACGUGACGCUGGGAGCGCGGAUCCUGGACACUUGUUCCAGGGACACUUAUGCGCUCGAACAGUCGCUCACUUUCGUCCAGGCGCUCAUCCAGAAGGACACCUCCGAAGUGCGCUGCACCAACGGCGAGCCUCCGGUUUUCGUCAAGCCCGAGAAAGUAGUUGGAGUGAUUGGGGCUUCGGGGAGUUCGGUCUCCAUCAUGGUAGCCAACAUCCUGAGGCUUUUCCAGGUUGAUGGGCGCUACGGGAUAAGGAAAAGGAUGUGAAGCUCACUGAAGAGGCUUGGGUUGGGAGUGCUGGAGGAGUGUACAGGUGGGGAAAAUGUACCAGCGUGUAUGCCUACUGGGACCACGUUUUCCAGAACAGUUAAGCCCAGUAUCAACUGUGCUGUCCCACCUUCCUCUCUUAGUGAGAAGAGAGCAGGCUGAAUGGAAGAAAGUCAUUAUGACCACUGAGGCCACUAGGAUUUCUCUGUGUGUGUGUCCCCAUGAUGAAAACAUCAUUAAAGUAAAAUAUCAUGAAUAGACUCUUAAGAAGCAGAGUCUACUGAAAGUCCUGGAAAAUAUGAAAGCACUAAUAUUCACGGACAACUCUACACUCUGAAAGUUACUCCAAAUUUUGUUGAUCUCUCUUUUGUCUAGGAGUUUUUCAUAUUUUCUACCAUGAUCAUUUGUUAGUUUUAUAAUUACAUAAUAAAGGCAUUACAUCAUACAA
Orcinus orca (killer whale) is the source of this 1332-nucleotide messenger RNA. Its product is annotated as metabotropic glutamate receptor 7-like. The transcript has 5 exons. Gene Ontology annotation, molecular function: group III metabotropic glutamate receptor activity. The record is from RefSeq and is a predicted model, not a curated record. Bases 330 to 884 code for a protein of 184 amino acids. Gene Ontology annotation, cellular component: membrane. Gene Ontology annotation, biological process: G protein-coupled glutamate receptor signaling pathway; regulation of synaptic transmission, glutamatergic. NCBI's taxonomy places the organism in Eukaryota, Metazoa, Chordata, Mammalia, Artiodactyla, Delphinidae.